AUGCUUCUUCUUACCUUUCUCCCGAUCAUCUUCAUGAUCUACAACAUCCUUAACACUGCCUACACUGUACUGACUUCGGCUCCUAGCUUCCUUCUCAACCCCAUCAAGCCUUACUCUAAGCCUUUCUUGAGAAAGAACCCCAUAAUGGCCUACUCUUUGAUCACCUUCGCUCUUGCCUUGUUUGUUUACAGCAUCUUGGACAGCUUCUCCAACCGCUACAUGCUAACUUUCUUCCUGCUUAGUCUGUGCCGCUACCUCCGUCUGAUCGUCAACAUUGUCGCCUUUGCCAACCUCAAAGGUCACCCUAUCAAGAAGAACCCUACUUUCAAGUCGACUGAUGUGUCCGUCGUCGUUCCUACUGUCUUUGCCGACAAGGACGAGGUCAUGGCCUGCCUCAAGCGCAUUCGUGUCUGCAACCCUCUGCAAAUCAUCGUUGUCACUAAGGACGAGCUUGUCCCCCAGGUUUAUGCUGCUUGCGCUGAGAUCACUGCUGCUGCCGAAAGUGAUGAUGAAAAGCUCGACAUGGUUCAAGUCAUUGGAGUUGCCAAGCUCAACAAGAGAACUCAAAUGGUUGCAGCUCUCCAACAGGCUGUUACUGGUUCAAUUGUUGCCUUUGCUGACGAUGAUGUCUUCUGGCCUGGUAGUGACUUCAUCACCGUCAUGCUGGCAUGCUUUGAAAAUUCUGAGGUUGGUGCUUGCGGUCCUUCUCAAAGAGUCUGUCGCUCAACCGACCUUGACAAGAUCACUUCCAUCUGGAACUUCCUUGGUAUCUGCUACCUUGAACGCCGCAACUUCAACACUGGUGCAACCAACCUUAUUGACGGUGCCGUCUCUACUCUCUCUGGUCGUACCAGCUUCUACCGUGCCUCCCUCAUCCAGAAUGAUGAGUUCAAGUCCUUCUUCCUCAAUGCCGCCAACCAUGACGAUGAUAAGAACCUGACCAGAUGGGUCUAUGACCAGGGCUACCAGAUUACCCUAAACUUCAAUCCCAGAACCCGCAUAAUGACUACCAUGGAGACUGAACCCAUGAUGUUCAUCAAGCAGUGCAUGCGCUGGGCUCGUGGUCACUGGAGAGGUAACUUCCGUGUCAUGGCAACUACAACUUACUGGUACGACACUCACAUCUGGAGUUUCUAUGCCAUCUACAUCGGCCAAUUCCAAACUCCUGCCAUUGUUAUUGACACUGGUCUUCUCUGGUUGCUCAAACACGGCAUGUCUGACUACGACACCUACACUCGCAAGUUUGCUUUGAUCUCUCUCUGCUGCUGGAUUUUCUUCACCAAGAUUGUCAAGAUCACUCCUCACUUCUGUGAAUUCCCCCAGGACAUCAUGUUUAUCCCUGGCAUGGUCCUUUUCAGCUACUGCCACGGUUUCCUCAACGUCUUUGCCCUCAUCACUAGAGACAACAAGGUCUGGGGCCGUUAA
This is a messenger RNA of Aureobasidium vineae, 1425 nucleotides long. Lineage: Eukaryota; Fungi; Ascomycota; Dothideomycetes; Dothideales; Saccotheciaceae. The record is from the annotation of a GenBank genome assembly.